Molecule: messenger RNA, 2596 nt
Organism: Momordica charantia (bitter melon)
Lineage: Eukaryota; Viridiplantae; Streptophyta; Magnoliopsida; Cucurbitales; Cucurbitaceae
Product: acetyl-coenzyme A carboxylase carboxyl transferase subunit alpha, chloroplastic
Biological process (GO): fatty acid biosynthetic process
Cellular component (GO): acetyl-CoA carboxylase complex
Molecular function (GO): acetyl-CoA carboxylase activity; carboxyl- or carbamoyltransferase activity
Source: RefSeq, a predicted model, not a curated record
ACCGAAAAGCUCAGAAGUGCAUUUCCACUGGCCAGUUGCUGUUUCACAAAUCAUCCCAUUAGCUUCUUCUCUUUGGGAUUCCUGCAAUUUUUGAGCGAAUUUCUAAUGCACUCGCCUGAGGACAGGACGUAAUGAACAAUGCCUUCUAAAGGUAUUUGCCUCGCUAUGCUCAAAUGAACUACAAGAGCAGGAAUAUAACCAGUGAACUCUUGGAUGUAAUUGAAGUAAUAUAUUGACUUUUCAAGAAGAUGACAACACUAUCUUUAGCAUCUGGAAAUGUUGGAAGCAAAGAUAGCUGCUUGGAAUUUCCUAGUUUGUAUUUUGCAGAAGGUCCUUUGGCUAGCAAACUCCUUAGAAGUUCACAUAGAAUAGGGUAUGGAUUUUGGUUGGAUGAUCCAAAAGUUCCCCGGAUUAAGAGCAGAAACAAAUUUUGUGUCACUGCAAAGGUUAAAAAGUGGAGGAAGCACGAUUAUCCCUGGCCGGAUGAUAUUGACCCAAACAUCAAGAGUGGGUACUUGACUUAUCUGUCUUACUUCAAGCCUCUGGCCGAGAAACCGAAACCUGUCACGCUUCCAUUUGAGAAGCCUCUGGUUGAUUUAGAGAAGAAGAUUAUUGAGAUCCGAAAUUUGGCUGAUGAAACUGGUUUAGAUUUCAGUGAUCAAAUUGGUACCCUGGAGAACAAGUAUCAGAUGGCUCUCAAAGAUUUGUACACACAUUUGACACCAAUUCAGCGACUAUCAAUUGCCCGACAUCCCAAUAGACCAACAGUUCUUGAUCAUAUAUUAAACAUCACAGAAAAGUGGGUAGAACUCCAUGGAGAUCGUGCGGGGUACGAUGAUCCAGCAAUUGUUACUGGCAUUGGGAGCAUUGAAGGUAAAAGCUACAUGUGUAUAGGACAUCAGAAAGGUAGGAAUACCAAGGAGAACAUUCUUCGCAACUUUGCUAUGCCAACGCCUCAUGGCUACCGGAAGGCUUUACGGAUGAUGAAAUAUGCUGAUCAUCAUGGUUUGCCUAUCCUUACUUUUGUUGACACUCCUGGGGCAUUUGCUGAUCUAAAAUCUGAGGAACUUGGUCAAGGUGAAGCAAUAGCCCAUAACUUGAGGACCAUGUUUGGUCUAAAGGUGCCCAUUGUAACAGUGGUAACUGGCGAGGGCGGUUCCGGAGGAGCCCUUGCGAUUGCCUGUUCAAAUAAAAUGUUCAUGAUGGAGAAUUCUGCUUUCUACGUUGCAAGUCCUGAAGCAUGUGCUGCAAUUUUGUGGAAAUCCUCUCAAGCAGCUCCUAAGGCUGCUGAGAAAUUGAAAAUCACAGCUCAAGAACAUUACAGGCUCAAAAUUGCUGAUGGUAUCAUCCCUGAGCCUCUUGGUGGUGCACAUGCUGAUCCAGCAUGGGCCUCCCAACAAAUUAAGUCUGCAAUAAUCGAGGCAAUGAAGGAACUAGCAAACAUGAGUACAGAAGAGUUGCUCCACCACAGGAUGCUCAAAUACCGCCAUAUCGGUGGUUUUCAAGAAGGAAUUCCCAUUGAUCCACAGAGAAAACGCAAGAUGAUGCCAUCUCAAACCAGCCUGCCAAAGCCUGGUGACAUAGAGUCAGAACUUGAGGAUCUAAAGAAUAAGAUUCUCAAAGUGAAAGGCCCAUCCGAUCCAAUCACAUCCCAAGCGAUUGAGAAACUCAAGGAAGAUGUUGACAAAGAGAUGACCAAUGCAUUCAUCUCCAUGGGCUUACAAGAGAAGCUUGAAUCUCUCAAACUAGAACUCUCCCAACCCCCAAAUGGGUUGCCUAAUCAACCACUCAGCAGAAGUUUGAAGGAAAAAUCAGACAAACUCAUGCAAGAAUUCAAGCAGAACCUGUCAAAGCCCGGUUCUUAUCUGGGUUUGAAACAGAAGCUUGAAAAGCUAGACAUGGUUAACAAACUCAUUGAGCAGAAGAAGAAGAGCGAGGAACUAAAAACAGAGAUCAACAGCAAGAUCCCAUCUGAGACACAAGCAAAACUGAAACAAUUGAAGGAUAAUUGGGACAAUAUUGUUUCCAGUGGGGCCCCAGUGGACAGAGAGUUCAUAGAGGAACUCGAGAGAGUCAAGACAGAGCUUGUCGAUGUCUUGAAGACAGCAAAUUUGGAUGUCGUGGGAGUGGUCAAAAGGACUGCCGAGGCCCCACCGGCAGAGGUGAGAGAGAUGGUGCAGCGUUUGAAAGAGGAGAUCGAUGGGGAGAUUGAGAGGGCCAUAGAAAUGGCGGAACUUGGUGGGAAGAUCGAGGAACUGAAGGCGAAAAUGGCGGAUGGGUUGAAUGUGAAAGAGGUUGAGAAGGUGGAGGCAGAGAUAAAGGAGAAGAUUGUUGAGGCUUUGGAGGCAUCGGGGUUGAAAGAGAAAGUGGAGAGCUUGAGAAUGGAGGUGGCGUCGGCCAUGGCGGCGGCGGCUGCAGAAGGUAUGGUUGCCGCUGAUAAUGGCAGGUCUUAGAUAAUGGUGUUGAUAUGAUUCUGUCGAGAGAGAGAGAGAGAGAGAGUAAUUAUUGAGGCUUUAUUGUAUGAUAAUUGAAUUUGUUGCGAUGUGAUUUAGUGGAAUGAUAAAUAAUUGAUUCUGUUCAAUAUGGAUUUUUAGUA